AUGGAAUACUUCCCGACUCUGGUAUCUGCUAAGGGCUCGACCCCACUUGCCACCGUGAAUGUUCCGUCGCAAUGGUUCAGCAGAAGCGUAGUGCUGGACUGGAGGCGGACGGAAACCGGUCCAAGAUUCUGCAACGUGAUUGAUGAUGGGGUGAGUGUGGAGGCCUACGCCGCACACACGCCAAGGGACCAGGACUUGGAGGACCAGAGGCCCACUAAAGAGCUGACACGGCCCAGAUUGAUUGACCUGGACUGGCUGGACCGAGCAGACCUCCGACCUGGGAGGAUUUCGAUCAUUACUGGAUCCGGUUGCGAGGACAUGCCCUGA
Diaporthe amygdali is the source of this 327-nucleotide messenger RNA. RefSeq lists its product as uncharacterized. Bases 1 to 327 code for a protein of 108 amino acids. The record is from RefSeq and is a predicted model, not a curated record. The transcript is spliced from 2 exons. NCBI's taxonomy places the organism in Eukaryota, Fungi, Ascomycota, Sordariomycetes, Diaporthales, Diaporthaceae.